UUUGGAUUCUAUUCAGAGUAGCAACAUCAAUGCGGUGUUCCAUUGUUUUCAUAUUUUUGGCGAUAACCUUUGGGCGAUCUCUGUCCCAGCAUUGUGAGAUGGAUGAAUCUCAACACGAGUGCGGAGGCUACUGUUACGGAGCUGUGAAACCGGUCCUGGAGUACCUCGCCAUCCUGCAAAAGCGAGUGGAGUCCUGUGAGGCCAAGCAACCGGCUGACAUACUCUCGAAGUUAGCCCUAAUGGACGAAAAGUUGGAGAGUUUGGCAAUCCAGCAGGAUUUAGAAAAAAGAUCAACGGCAAAAUCUCAGGAAUUAGAGCUACAAGUGGCAGCCGUGCGGCAAGAAAUGGUCGAACAGAUAGAGACUCUGCAGGAGCUGGAAAAGAGCUCACAGGAAAAAUUUAAUAAAUUGGACGAAAAAUGUCAGAAAUUAGAGCUGCAACAGGCAUCCGAUCGUAAAGAAAUAGAAACAGAACUUAAAAAUAUCGAUCUCUUCAAAAAAAUAGGUACGAAAUACUAUUAUAUAGAAGAUAAAAUGGAUGAAAGAACGAACUGGCAGGGUGCCCUCGAUAACUGCCAUGAAAUGGGGGCCCAUUUGGUGAGUCUGCAAAGCGAGGAUGAGUUGAAGGCACUCCGUAGGUUUCUGGAUUCGGACCACAUCUAUUGGAUAGAUCUGAACGAUAUAGAAACAGAAGGCGAGUAUAUUUCGGCCACUACUGGUAUCCAGGGAACCUUCUUCCACUGGCACGAAAACGAACCCAAUAACUUUGGGAACGGUGAGCGUUGCGUCGAGCUAAAUACAUACCUAAAUGGCAAGGAAGGUUGGAUGAACGACGUACCAUGCAGUCAGUCUCAUGACUUUAUCUGUGAGAUGGCUUUUUGAUUGUGGAUUUCGAUCAUAUUAUAAGUAGUGUGAAACGCACAACUCAAUAAAAAGAGUAGAACAUUUACUGUGGGUGUGAAAAUGA
Messenger RNA from Drosophila obscura, 966 nucleotides. Its product is annotated as CD209 antigen-like protein B. The record is from RefSeq and is a predicted model, not a curated record. Lineage: Eukaryota; Metazoa; Arthropoda; Insecta; Diptera; Drosophilidae. The coding region runs from base 30 to 881 and encodes 283 amino acids. The transcript is spliced from 2 exons. Gene Ontology annotation, molecular function: signaling receptor activity.